UUCCUGUCUGUGUCCCGCGAAGAACUACAUGUCCCAAACUGCUUUGCUACAUGUGAACCUUGUUAGAAUCCAUAUGUUUCUCAGGGAACAACUGCUGACAUCUACACACUAGAACCGCCUGACUGCUGUUUCCUAUCAAUCUUGGGCGACUAAGAGUCCUCGGGCCGCACACAACUCUACCUGAAGUCGUGCACAGAGAGAGAAGCAGGAAGGUUUGAUUCGACUGAGUUGUGCAGCCAUGUUUGCUCUUGGCUUCUUCCUGUUGGCUGGACUGCUAUGUCAGAGUUUGGCUCAAUACGAUUACUAUGACGAAUACUACGUCCCCUCCGCACCACUGGAGGGAUUAUCGUCUCCUACUUGUGCCCAGGAGUGCGAAUGUCCCAUCAGCUUCCCCACAGCCAUGUACUGCAACGAGCGCAACUUGAAGUUUAUCCCUAUUGUGCCGAGCGGCAUCAAAUACCUCUACCUGCAUAACAACUUAAUCGAGGAGAUCAAGACUGGCGUGUUCGACAACGCCACCGACCUCCGCUGGCUCGUCCUGGACAACAACAUCAUCACCAGCGACAAGAUCCAGUCUGGUACCAUUGAUAAAUUGAGCAAACUGGAGAAGCUCCUCUUCAGCAAUAACAAGCUAACCAAACCCCCUGGUCCUCUUUCGAAGUCCCUGGAUGAGUUGAAGUUGGUCGGCAACCAGCUGAGCUCUUUCCCGAACACCUUGUCUGGGAUGGAAAACCUGACCACCAUCCACCUGUCCAAGAACAAGCUGACCACCGAGAGCAUCACAGGUGCCUUCAAAGGCCUGAAGUCCCUCGUUCUGCUGGAUGUGAGCGAGAACAAGCUCAAGAAACUUCCCGCGGGAGUUCCCCCUUCACUUUUGAUGCUCUACGCCGAUACUAACGAAAUCGACAGCAUCCCUAGUGGCUAUCUGGCCAAGCUCCCGCUCCUGCAGUACCUGCGUGUCUCUCACAACAAGCUGGUGGACUCUGGUAUCCCUGCGGGUGUAUUCAAUGUGUCUUCUUUGCUUGAGCUCGACCUGUCUUUUAACAAGCUGAAGUCCAUCCCAGAGAUCAACGAAUCGCUCGAGCACCUGUACCUGCAAGUCAAUGAGAUAAGCAAGUUUGACCUGACGAAUAUCUGCAAGUUCAGCUCCCCGGUCAACUACUCUCGACUGAGGACCCUGCGCUUGGAUGGAAACAACCUCACACACAGCAGUAUGCCAGAUGACACGGCUAACUGCCUACGCCAAGCCUCAGAGAUCAUCUUUGAAUAGAGUCGCAUCUCGCUAGUAGUUUAUCAAACAAAUUAAGGCUAUUGCUCUUAUUAGACACUCUGAUUGACAUAUGCAUGUCUUUAUUCAUGAUCCCGGCAACCAUAUCUGGUUACAUGCAACACUUCCUCUAUAAAAUGUUUAUGAACACAUCUGUAUAUAUAUAUAUAUAUAUAUAUAUAUAUAUAUAUAUAUAUAUAUAUAUAUAUAUAUAUAUAUAAAGGGCAGCAGUAGUCUGGGGUCUUCAAAUCUGGCACAUAAAAUUUCAGUCUUGUAUGGUACUGUAUAAAGAGUAUUAGAUGAAUUAGAUGAAAUAUUCCCAUUUAAAUGAGAGACAUAUUUGUGCAAAUUGUGAAUAGCCCAGUGUGCACUCUAUACGAAGCAGCACUAUAUGUCAUCUAAGCGCAUGUUAAAUACCUUAUCAGUCACAAUUGUAAUCAUGUUAUUAAUAAACCUGCCGGUAAGGACAUUAGAUUGUUUAGAGUACACAUUAUGGAACAUAACUAUCUUAGUUGUAUAUAAAAUGACUAAAUGUGCAGUGAUGUUGAAGGAUAUCAAGAAUUCAUCUGAAAUUGAAAUGCACGCAAAACUGAAAAAAAGAAAAAAUGCUGGACACUGAAUGAAUUUGAUGAGGUUUAGCUAACUGCUAAAUAAAUCUAAAGGUUUUUUUAUUAUUAUUUAACUGAGGAAUUUCAGUGGCAAAAUGUUGUAUUAAUAGCAAAUUAGUAUCAGCUUGAAUUUCUUAACUCUGCCAACAUUUAUACCAUAUUUUAUCUGCAUGCAGUUCAUCUUAUUUUGUAACAGAGAUUGCUUUCAAUUCUAUGGUAAACCACAUUGAAUUUUUUUUAUGUAUUCAAUACACCAUUUCACAUCAUCACCAUGUUAGUCAAAUUAUUGAGCCGUGAGAUUACAGUAACUUUGGCAGACUGUUGUAGAAGUUGUAAGUUCCCUGAUUUGUUGUUUUAUUUUGUUAAAAAAAAACAAAUGCCAAAGCAGUUUGUUCAUCUUUAUUUGAAUAAACCAUAUUUCUUACA
Messenger RNA from Puntigrus tetrazona (Sumatra barb), 2301 nucleotides. RefSeq names its product lumican (gene lum). The record is from RefSeq and is a predicted model, not a curated record. NCBI's taxonomy places the organism in Eukaryota, Metazoa, Chordata, Actinopteri, Cypriniformes, Cyprinidae. Gene Ontology annotation, molecular function: protein binding.